UGUAGAUACAGAAUAGAUUACCAUAUAGAUAUAGUUUGCUCGAAUAAUCAAUAGCUAGUUCGUGCUUUAUUGACAUUCAUUCACAUUGUCUUAUCAUUUCUUGAAUGAAAUCUUUUAAAUAAAUUAUUUCUAUCAUAAACAAUCAUCAUUUGUCCAAUUUAUCCAUCAUUUCUUUUAGUGAAUUAUCGUGAAUAAAUAAUAAGUACUCUAGUUUUAUCAUUAAGCCGAAAAAUUUCAUAUUUAUUAUAUAAUUCAUGAGAUUUUUCCGAUUUUCCUUUCGUUAAAGAAUGCUCGGUGGAAUUAUUCGCAGUUGUCGCUAUUCCGUUCAAUCAUCUUUACAGAACAGUGUAGCAGGAAGCAACUCGUCUUGUAUCACAUUAAAUUUAAUUCGAAAUUUUUCCAAAAAAAUGGGUUUGCCACGAGUUUUCUUCGAUUUAAAUGCUGAUGGACAGCCCGUUGGAAGACUUGUUAUCGAGCUCCGUACAGAUGUCGUUCCAAAAACUUGUGAGAACUUCCGUGCUUUGUGCACAGGCGAAAAAGGAUACGGAUAUAAGGGUUCAACAUUCCACCGUGUAAUCCCAAACUUCAUGUGUCAAGGAGGUGAUUUCACCAACCACAAUGGCACUGGAGGAAAAUCAAUCUAUGGCAAUAAGUUUGAGGACGAGAAUUUCACAUUGAAGCACACCGGACCAGGAGCCAUGUCGAUGGCUAAUGCUGGACCAAACACAAAUGGUUCCCAGUUCUUCAUUACAACCGUUAAGACAUCCUGGUUGGAUAAUCGUCAUGUCGUUUUCGGCGCAGUUGUUGAGGGAAUGGAUGUUGUCAAGAAGGUUGAAUCAUACGGAACACAAUCCGGUAAACCAACAAAGAACAUUACGAUUGCUAAUUGUGGUCAACUUUAAAUUACACAAAACAUUAAAUAACAAUCCAUUCACAAAUCCCCUUCUAUUCUUAAAACUCAAAUUUUGUUUUCUAUGCCACACUCAACAUUAAUUAUUUCAUUAACCUGAUAAUAAUCAUUGAAUGUGCAUUUUUAUGAAUUAAAAAGAAAAAAGAUAAUUUCUGGAAUCAAGUACAUCUAUAUCUCAUAUGAAAUACAGAACAAGAAUAAUAAUAAUAAUAAAUUGAGACUGGCAAUUUGUAAAGUUGACUCCUAAUAUCCUCUCCUUACCUUACUACAUUUCUUUCUUGUUAAGACUAAUUUUUAUUUGAAUGCAUAGUAUCUUUGGCGAUGAGUUGAAAGAAACUCGUGAAUUUUUUUGGUGAGAGAAUAAUGUGGUAACUGGCAUUUAAUCUUUCAAUUUUUUAGUUGACAUAAUAAAAAUAAAAUAAUUUCAACAAAACAACACAA
Molecule: messenger RNA, 1351 nt
Organism: Chironomus riparius
Lineage: Eukaryota; Metazoa; Arthropoda; Insecta; Diptera; Chironomidae
Source: the annotation of a GenBank genome assembly